Lodderomyces theae is the source of this 1317-nucleotide messenger RNA. RefSeq names its product kynurenine--oxoglutarate transaminase. The transcript has a single exon. The record is from RefSeq and is a predicted model, not a curated record. Gene Ontology annotation, cellular component: mitochondrion; cytoplasm. Bases 1 to 1317 code for a protein of 438 amino acids. Gene Ontology annotation, molecular function: L-kynurenine:2-oxoglutarate transaminase activity; pyridoxal phosphate binding. NCBI's taxonomy places the organism in Eukaryota, Fungi, Ascomycota, Pichiomycetes, Serinales, Debaryomycetaceae. Gene Ontology annotation, biological process: biosynthetic process.
AUGACAACUUCAAGACAAUCAGAUCCCACCUCAUUGCACAACCCUUACUUCAACCUCAAGCCGGGACAAAAAGAUAUUUGGUCCUUGAUCAAUGAGACCGCGGCUGAAGCACAAGAAGCGAAUCCCGACCGCAAGAUAGUCAAUUUGGGACAAGGGUUUUUUUCAUACAGUCCUCCGGAUUUUGCAAUUCAAGCUGUAGAUGAUGCAUUGUCCAAACCUCAAUUUAAUCAGUAUGCGCCAGCAAAAGGUAACCCAAAUUUGUUGAAACAGGUUGCUGCACACUACUCAAAGAGCUAUGGUCGUGAGGUUCCGGUUGAAGAGGUUCAAAUCACCACUGGAGCAAACGAAGGUAUGUUUGCCGUAUUUUUUGGUUUUUUAACACCAGGAGAUGAGGCAAUUGUGUUUGAGCCUUUUUUUGAUCAGUAUAUUCCAAACAUUGAAAUGACCGGAGCUAAAGUCAGAUACGUCGAGAUAAAAUAUCCAAAGAAGUUGGAUUCGGAAAAUGUACAAGCCUCGGAUUGGGAAAUAGAUUGGGAACAGUUGGAAAAGAGCAUCAACAAUAAAACCAAAUUGAUUGUUAUCAAUACACCUCAUAAUCCAAUUGGUAAAGUGUUCACCAAUGAGGAGCUACACAGAAUUGGUGAGUUGGUGAUCAAACACAAUUUGAUCUUGGUCAGUGACGAGGUUUAUGAGAAUUUGUACUUUACCCCAGAAUUCCCCAGACCUGCAAACUUGAAAUCUUUACCUGAAUUGAAAGAACGGACCUUGACAGUUGGUUCAGCUGGUAAAUCGUUUGCAGCUACGGGAUGGAGAAUUGGGUACAUCCAAGGACCUGCGCCUUUGAUAAAGUACGUUGCAGCUGCACACACGAGAAUAUGUUUUUCGACACCUCAUCCAUUGCAACAAGCUGUGGCCCAAGCAUUUGAGCAAGCAGAUAAACUCGACUACUUCAAUAAGGUCAAGGGAGAUUACGAAAAGAAGUAUAAGUUGUUCACCAAGGUGUUUGAUGAUUUGGGAUUGCCAUACACUGUUUCCGAAGGUGGAUAUUUCCUCUUGGUGAAUUUAUCCAAGUUGAAAAUACCUGGUGAUUAUGAGUUCCCCGAAGCUAUUUCAAGUAGAAAAACAUUGGAUUUCAAGUUGGCUUAUUGGUUGAUAAAGGAGAUUGGCGUUGUAGGAAUUCCUCCAACGGAGUUCUUGAUUGAAGAGAGAAGACAAGGUAAUGGAUUAGAAAAUUGUGUCCGAUUUGCCGUUUGUAAAGAUGACUCAGUGUUGGAGGAAGCAGUUGAGAAAUUAAAGAAGUUGAAGGACUAUUUAUAG